Messenger RNA from Lineus longissimus, 1787 nucleotides. Its product is annotated as peptidyl-prolyl cis-trans isomerase B-like. Gene Ontology annotation, molecular function: peptidyl-prolyl cis-trans isomerase activity. The record is from RefSeq and is a predicted model, not a curated record. Gene Ontology annotation, biological process: protein peptidyl-prolyl isomerization. The transcript is spliced from 5 exons. The coding region runs from base 112 to 780 and encodes 222 amino acids. NCBI's taxonomy places the organism in Eukaryota, Metazoa, Nemertea, Pilidiophora, Heteronemertea, Lineidae.
UUUCAUAUAGGGAAUUGUCCCAACAUAACUCGCUCAUUUUGUCCGGAAUUUUAUCAGCUUGUUGAUCGGUGGUUAGCAUUUAAAAACUUCGACACCAAAAAAUAACACACGAUGCAGACGACAACUAUAGUCACCAUUUUGUUGGGGGUCUUUGCGGCCGCUUAUGCUGAGCAAGGCAACUACACGGUCACAGACGAGGCUUGGUUUGAUGUAGAAAUCAAAGAUUUGGACGGAAAGGGCGAAGAUUACAGAGGUAGAUUUGUGAUUGCCGUAUUCGGAGAGACAUGCCCUGUCACUCGCCUCAAUUUCGUCAGCCUCGUCAAGGGACACACACCAGUCCACCCACCCAAACGAAAACUCAGCUACAAGAACACCCCAAUCCACAGAAUUGUCGCUGAUUUCGUCAUUCAAAUGGGUGACAUCACAAUCGGAGACGGAACCGGCGGUACCAGCAUCUACGGAGACCGAUUCAAUGAUGAGAAAUUCACCCUGAGCCACAGGAGCCCCGGAUGGGUCGCCAUGGCCAACCACGGCAAGAACACCAACGGAUCUCAGUUCUUCAUCCUCCUCUCCAGGGCUAGGUGGCUCGAUAACAAGCACAUUGUCUUCGGAAAGGUCAUCCGUGGAAUGAAAACUGUGGAAACCGUCGGCAAUGUGAAGGCAAACCCAGACACCGCCGUCCCAGAAACCAAGGUCACCAUUGUCGACUGUGGGCUCAACAAGCUGGAGAAACCAUACGAUCUCAGCGGUGAUGACCUUGACAGCACAGAAGACUUAUAAAUCUAUCGCUUUAGAAUCAUUAAUUUGUUUAAAAUUUGACUGUUCAUGAUGGUUGGGAAGGAUGAACAAGAUGGCCGAUGAUCGCGUGGUCACAAGUUUCGCCCAAUGGCAGAGCUUCCUGUCAUCCGGGACGCUACUGCCUGUCAUAUGCGGCGAAAGUUAUUUGCUGAAUCAUGAACCAGGGGCCUUCGCGACAGAUUUGCAAAGUUUAUUUGCGCGACCCUUUCAUAGGAUCACAAUCAAGGACUUAAAGUAGCACCCUGAAGUCAGCCCAAUUGAUGAUUCAGUAAAAACAGGCGGCCAUACAUUUGAUUUUUCGUUGGCCACCAUGUUCAUCCAUGUUGUAUGUUGGAGGUCGAUAAUGUUGACUCUUAUAGAUAGUCAUCGGAAAUUUGAAUUCGAACAAAAAGUAUAAGCCUACUCCAGUUCAGUUUUUGUAAGAAAAACUCUGUGAAGAUUAAUUAUUUGUCGUCUGUCAGAUUUUGUUUUGCAUGUUUUGAUCCUGCGGUCAAGCUACUUAGAUGUACAGUAAGUGUUGUUGUAGAGUAGGUCUGGACCCCGGUCUGGACGUAUCACGAGUCCAUUCUAGUCAUUAUCCCUGUCGGACUCGAUCUGAGCUCCUCCUCGACCGAGUAAACAAUACGUAUCGUUCCUUUUAGCGACUUCAAUCGUAAGGAAAUUCAAUUUUGCUCAACCGGUCAACUGGCUCAUACCAUCUGUAUUUCCGGGCUUUAUACAAAUGAAACGAUUGAACGCAUUGAAUUAUUUACAGCUUGAAGCUCAGAUCGAGAAACGACAAAUUUCGCACAUUCACCACUUAGCUUUCGCUUUUCGCACCCAACGCACACCUUCGCUCAUCUUCAUAUGCUACUUCUGUGUCAGAGAACAUUGUUGUGAUCUUUGUACAGAGCACCUGGUCUAAACUGCUCAAGGUUUCAUCAACGAAUCCCCUAAGUGUACGUACAUGUAGUUUGUGUCGAAUAAAUCGUGUAUUAUUUAUUACAAAA